Heterobilharzia americana is the source of this 641-nucleotide messenger RNA. The record is from the annotation of a GenBank genome assembly. Lineage: Eukaryota; Metazoa; Platyhelminthes; Trematoda; Strigeidida; Schistosomatidae.
CCAGCAAGGCAGCCCAGAUUGCAAACGAGAUGAGAAGGUAUCACAUUGAAGUGCUUGGAAUUUGCGAAAGCAGAUGGAAUGGAAGUGGAUUCUCCAAACUCAUAAGUACAGAGUCAAUAUUCAACACCAAUAUUGUCACCCAGACGACAACCACGAGCACACUGAGUUUUCGAGUGGCUAUCAUGAUGUCCUCAAGAGCAUUGAAGGCUGUCAUGCAGUGGGGACCAAUCUCUUCCAGCAUCGGGAUCAUAACAGCAAGAUUCAACUCAAAAGGAAGGAAGGAAGGUCACAAUCAUACAAGGCUACACUACGCUAUGCACCUACAAAUAAUGCAGAUGAAGAGAAGAAUGAUGAAUUCUACAGAUCACUGCAAUCAGCACUGGACAAGACUCCAGUUGGCGACAACUAAAUUCUAAUGGGUGGGGUGACAUGAGUGCCAAACUGCAUGGAGUGGACAACACAGGAAGAGAACUAACCAUGGGUUGAGAAGCGUUAGGUGAAAUGAACGAGAAUGGAGAAUUGUUUGCAGAAUUCUGUGCAUUCAACGAUUUGGUGAUUGGAGUGAGGCAGUGUGUUCAAGCACAAGGAUAUCCACAAAGCGAGCUACAUGGAUUUCACCAGAUAAACACACUAAUAAUCAG